Messenger RNA from Didymodactylos carnosus, 987 nucleotides. Lineage: Eukaryota; Metazoa; Rotifera; Eurotatoria; Philodinida; Philodinidae. The record is from the annotation of a GenBank genome assembly.
AUGUCAGGUUACGCUCUUUCACUAGACGGUAUAAUUGGUUUAAGCAUUCAGAAAAAUGUUAAAAUAAAAAAUCAAGCAAAUGUUGUUAAAAUUAGUGUUACUGUUGUCUCAUUGAUGUUUGCUAUUAGUUUAAUUACCAAUACUCUAUCAAUCAUUACGUUCUCUCAACCAAAAACCCGUGAUGUUGGUUGUGGUACUUAUCUGCUUUUCUCAUCUAUCAUUUCACUGCUAACCAUAACCAUUUUCAGUGCAAAAUUCAUUUAUUUACUAAUGACACAAAUUAUGAUGAAUCCAAAUCGUCCGGCUAUGAAUGUUAGCUGUAUUUUACUUGAAUUUCUACUUAAAUUUCUAUCAACUACAGGCGAAUGGCUAAAUGCUGUCGUUGCUAUUGAACGAGCUCUAACAGUUGCACUAGGUGCUACAUUUAAUACAUAUAAGAAAACAAGUGCUAGUAUUGCAAAAUAUGUCUUCAUUCUCGUACUACUCAUUAACAUUAUAACUUCAAUUCAUGAUCCUAUUUAUCGUCGUUUAAUUGAUGAUCGUAUUGAAGAACGUACAUGGUGUGCAAUUACUUAUCAGAAUCGUCCAUGGCUUAAAUAUUAUACAUCUACAUUGAAUAGUAUUCAUUUCAUCAUCCCAUUUGCUAUCAACGUUGUUUCAGCAAUCUUAAUUAUUAUAAAAUCAGGACGUGCAAAGUCCAACGCACAAACGGAUCAACCUUAUAGACAAAUUUUGAAAAAACAAUUAAUUAAACAAAAACAUUUAAUUAUUAGUCCAUUGAUUUUAGUUAUUUUAGCAUCACCACGGUUGAUCAUUUCAUUCGUUUACGUUUGUAUGAAAUCAACACGUGAACCAUAUUUAUUUUUAUUUGGUUAUUUCAUAUCGUAUUUACCAUUUGUAACGCCAUUUCUCAUUUUUGUUUUGCCAUCAGAAACUUAUAAGAAAGAAUGUUUAACUGGUAUUAAGAAGUUAAGCCGAAGACAUUGA